AUGUUUGUGGUGUUUUUUUACGGAGGAAGUCCAUUUGUUACGGUUUCCGCUGCAAGCCUUUUUGUGCCACCACCUAAAGUGACGUAUGAAAACAUAACGUAUGAAUACGACUGUGGGAUUUCUGCACUUUAUUGUAUGUACGGCAAACCUGUUUACGACUACGUUAUACUCCUCUUUUCGGGCGUAACAAUUCCUAUCAUGUUCUUUCUAUAUGCAUAUGUUUACCUAAUUGCGUCAAAGAAAGGAAAGGAGAAUGCAACACGCCAGGGAAAGAAGGUUAGAAGACGAGAAAUGAAAGUGACAAAAACCACAGCCAUAGUACUUCUUACUUACACCCUGUGCUUUGCACCAACUACUGUCAAAAGCAUUUUCUUUGCAUACGUUAAUAGUUUCACCUGGCGUGUGAUUUACAUGUGGUUUGCAAAUUCACUUCUCUUUGCUAACUCGAUGAUGAAUCCGUUAAUUUAUGCAGGAAGAAGUAGAGAAAUGAGAAAAGAAUUCAAAGAAACAUUUAGGUUCAUCAUUUGCAAGGUUUCAUCCGGACCAGUAAACGCGGAGUCAGGCACAAAGGCAUUCACAAGACGACAGUCGCCUAAAGUUGAUUUGGUGACAACGUCAUCAGCAGACUUGGCAGCUCGUUUCACCACGUCGUUUGAAAACACUGGCGACGUUUCAGUGCAGGUAUUAUAGAAAAAUUAGAUACCAUCACACACACUUAUAUCAUAGAGAAAAUUUCUCUAUGCUUAUAUACGGUAAAGGAUCAAAUGCCAAGAGCAUUGGUCGAAGCUCAAGAGUUUUUGCAUUUUUCCACAUUAAAGCAAACAAUAAACAACGUGACCAGCACAUUGGUCGAAGAUUACCAAUACGACAUUGGCAAGCAUAUUCUCUUUUCUUCAACUGAACUUAAUAAUUCUUCAAUUUUAGAUUCACCAUUGAACUCGUAAUUUGUUAAUGUUCAUCUGUGUCUUGGGAUCACAAUGCAACACAAGAAUACUGUUACCAGAAUGUUUUCAUUCUGAUAAAAUAUGCGUAUAAUGAACUGUUCUGGAUUAUGACAAGUAUCUCGGCUCAAACUUUUGGUAUCUUAGGUAGACAUAUUAACUGUUUAUUUGUGACAUGCUCGUACACAAGAAUGUUUAGAAAUGUGGGCACGUUUUUCCGAGUACAGUUGAUUCAGCUUUAUAUUUACAAAAUUUAUGGCCUCCUUAAUAAAAUUUUAAAAUAUGAAUUGCUUAAUGUGUAAAACGUUUGUAAACCAAUGAAAAUUGUGGUUUUUAUUUGAACGUUUUAUAAGUUUGAUGACUUGAGUGUUUUUAAAUUAGAAAGUCAUGCCUACUUUUGGAUUGCAUAGGGCCUAUAUAUUUAAAGGGGCCUAAAUAGUUGUCUGGAUAAAACAAUAUAAUAAAAUCACUAUUAUGAAUCACUAUAUAAUAAUUAAAAACAAAAGCACCGUAGAGAUUAAGAUAUGAAGGAUUGUCUCAAUAUGAUGCCAAACUUCUAUUUUGGUAAUUCAUUAUGUUGCUAAGUCAACAGUUUUUUAUGUGUAUUUUAAUAAGCGUAGGCCUAGCCUUCAAAUACCAAUUUAAAAUUGUUUGAAGUGCGUUUAUUACUAAUUGCGUUUAAAAAAUUCAUUUUCAUUAUUUUAAUAACUUUGGUAAUAGCCAUCGGUAUCACAUUAAAAUGUAAAUUAUAGCCUAUAGCUGAAUUGAUUAGUUAGGCCUACUUAGAA
Molecule: messenger RNA, 1729 nt
Organism: Anneissia japonica
Lineage: Eukaryota; Metazoa; Echinodermata; Crinoidea; Comatulida; Comatulidae
Product: sphingosine 1-phosphate receptor 1-like
Exons: 1
Coding region: 1-690 (229 amino acids)
Biological process (GO): G protein-coupled receptor signaling pathway
Cellular component (GO): membrane
Molecular function (GO): G protein-coupled receptor activity
Source: RefSeq, a predicted model, not a curated record